AUGCCUUCUGAAAAUGAACAAUUAAUUAAUGCUAACGGUGGUAUGAAACGCCAUCAUUCAAUUGAAAAUUUUGAACCAGCUAAGGAAGCUAAAGUAGAUAAAACGCCAGAAAAGUCUAUUAAUACAAAAUCAAAAGAAGUAACAAAUGGACAUCAUGAAGCGAAACAUGAUAAUGAAUAUCUUGAAAAAGGAGAUAUUGUAUUUACAUAUAAACCAAAAUUGGGUGUUGAUGAAUCAUCAUCUAUUGAUGAUGUUCAAUUAUUUCAUGUUUUAUUAAUACCAGUAGAAGAUGAAAAAAAUCAAGGUGAUCAAUCAUCUAAAACACGUCUAAUUAAAAUUGGUAAAAAGAAAUUACCAGCUAUUGGAAAAGAUCGUUUUUGGGGUUUUAUUGAAAAAGCUGAUGAUGAUAUUGAAAAAGUUGAAGAAAAUCUUGAAGCACAAUCUUAUCAAACAGCUACAGUUGGUACACGAACAGUAAAAGCUGAUCGUAUAGCUGGUAAAGGUAAAUAUAUAAUGGCAAAGAAUGAUGAAAAUCGUACAGUAAUUGGUUAUGUACUUGAAUCACCAACUGAAAUUGGAGAUGUACAAAAUGCAUUUAAUAUUACUAAAGAAGCUUCAUUUUCUAUUGCUGUCAAAAAUCCUAAAAAGAAAAGUCCACCUGCUGCUGGUCUUACUCAAUCUCAAAAAGCUGAAUUUCCAGAAGAGAUUCAAAAAAAAUUUGGUGAUUAUCAAUGGUUGCCAGCUGAACCAGCAAUGCUUGAUAUUCCAGGUUGUGAAAUGGUAUGGAUUGGUUCUUCAACUGAUAAUCUCGAAGAAGUAUUAGGUGAACUUAGUCGAGAACUAGAAGAAGAUGUUGAUCAUGAAGUAACAGCAACUGAAGUUAUGAAAGAUAUUCAAUUAGAUGAAAAACAACAUCCAAUACAACCUCUUAUUGAUGGACAAUGGCCUAAAGCUGAAGAUGCACCUGAGAAAAAUAAUGAAGAAGAAGAAAAUAAAACAGAAUGA
Messenger RNA from Adineta steineri, 1005 nucleotides. NCBI's taxonomy places the organism in Eukaryota, Metazoa, Rotifera, Eurotatoria, Adinetida, Adinetidae. The record is from the annotation of a GenBank genome assembly.